This is a messenger RNA of Labrus mixtus (cuckoo wrasse), 4013 nucleotides long. It is a transcript of the gene mfsd11, whose product is annotated as major facilitator superfamily domain containing 11. The record is from RefSeq and is a predicted model, not a curated record. The coding region runs from base 321 to 1691 and encodes 456 amino acids. NCBI's taxonomy places the organism in Eukaryota, Metazoa, Chordata, Actinopteri, Labriformes, Labridae. The transcript has 14 exons.
UGAUGCUACAUACAUAGUUACAGCUCUACUAGUCAGCUGAUUUCAUUCACAUGACAGCCCUUUCCCACUUUGGGGUGAAGUAAGCCUCACCGGUACUGAGAAAGUAUUUUGGAGAAUUUACACGACGGAAACAUUUGAGUCCAACUUAGUUUAGGAACCACAUGAAGAACAUGAUGUUUUAAGGACAACGGACGUGCUGCAAAGACCGAACUAUGUCACCAAUAACAGACUGAGCCUGGACACAAAGAGGAGCAGCCACAGGGCUUAGCUAAAUAGCUUCAGCAUUGUUGGUAAGUUGACUUUUACAAAUAUCCCUCAAAAUGGGUCCAGAGGGCAAGAAGCUGUUGAACAUCAUUAUCCUGGGCUUCGGCUUUAUGUUCAUGUUUACGGCGUUUCAAACAUGUGGCAAUAUAGAGCAAACAGUUAUCAAGAGCUUCAACAGCACGGAGUUCCAUGGGAGUGGAUACACAAGCAUGGCCAUCAUAUAUGGAGUUUUCUCUGCAUCUAACCUGAUCGCUCCAUCAGUGGUGACUGUCAUCGGGCCGCAGCUAUCGAUGUUCUUCAGUGGGCUCUUGUACAGCGGCUACAUUGCUAUGUUUAUAUACCCGUACACCUGGAGCUUCUACACGGCGUCUGUGCUUGUUGGAAUAGGAGCAGCAGUCUUGUGGACGGCUCAGGGAAACGUGCUGGCAAUAAACUCUACCGAUACUACGAUUGGUAGAAAUAGUGGCAUCUUUUGGGCGCUGCUGCAGUUCAGUUUAUUCUUUGGAAAUCUCUACAUAUACUGUGCCUGGCAUGGACACGUCCACAUAACGGACAAGGACCGUCAGACCGUGUUCAUCUCCCUCACCGUGAUCAGUCUGGUGGGUUGCUUCCUCUUCUUCCUGAUCCGGAGGCCUGACCCUGACCCCGACCCCGCUCCCUCCGAGGCGUCAGAGGCGCUGCUGCAGGGGGAAUCCAUAGAAAGCAGCUCAACAGUUAGCUCGGCACACGUUGGCCUCUGUUCACAAGCUCUGGACGCUUUUGUCAAAGCAUGCAAAAUGUUUGUCACCAAGGAGAUGCUGAUGCUGAGCCUGUCAAUAGGAUACACAGGCUUGGAACUCACUUUUUACAGCGGGGUGUACGGGACGUGUAUAGGAGCCAUGACUCGGUUCGGCCAAGACGCCAAGAGUUUGAUCGGCAUCUCUGGAAUCUUCAUCGGAAUUGGCGAGAUUUUAGGAGGGGGCGUGUUUGGGAUGCUCAACAAGUGGAACCGGUUUGGAAGAAACCCUGUGGUGCUGCUCGGGCUCAUCACCCACUUCAUUGCCUUUUACUUGAUUUUUCUCAACAUAGCCAGCGACGCUCCUCUGGCUCCAGAAGCGGGAACAGAACUGCAGGCCUACAUCACGCCCAGUGUGCCAGUGGCGAUGCUCUGCAGCUUCCUGCUCGGUUUGGGCGACAGCUGCUUCAACACUCAGCUGCUGAGCAUCAUCGGCUUCAUGUUCCGCGACAACAGCGCCCCCGCGUUCGCUGUCUUCAAGUUCAUACAGUCCAUCAUGGCCGCUCUGGCCUUCUUCUACAGUAACUACCUGCUGCUCCACUGGCAGCUCCUCAUCCUGGUCGUGAUGGGUUUCCUGGGCUCCAUGACUUUCUUCAUGGCUGAGGCGAUGGCCGAGUCCACCAGGCGAGAAUCGGACUACGACAGCAUCUGAUGUGAGGCUGGUGAGGAGGACGAGGGGAGGGCACAGCUGGAUGUGUCGUUUAGCCCUCCACAGCUGGAUAUAUCACCCAGGGAUGAUGUUAAUGAAGGUAUCUCAGCCUGACCCUGCGGUAUGAUUCUUGAAGCAGCCUGGUUCCGUUAGUCUUUGCAUUUGUAAGACCUAAAUUAAAAGGGUUUUCAGAGCGAUGUCUGCACUGAAGUUGUGACUAUUUUAAGUUCAAUCUGGCAUCGCUCUCGUUAUUCGGUGCAUAAGCAGUUCAAAUAAAUUGGAACAAAUUCUAAAUAUAAACCUUAAACACACUCGACUGAGGCAUCGAUGCUACAGAUUUGAAAAAAAAGCACUUUUAAUUCACGGUCUAUCAGUGAUAAUAUGAAGGGGGAGGGGGGGAUGUGAUCCCACUGCUAGUGCCUGUAUAAAACAGAUCCAGAGGAAUAAGAGUUAUUCUUCUUUAUGUUUCCACACAAACAUUUCACCAACAUAUUCCUCUCUUUGGGCGCUGCUGCUCAAGCUGCAUGCAACGACUUUAAAAGACAUUUUGGUAUUUUGAAACCUAAUUACUAAUAGGAACAAAAAAGACGCUGAAAGCAAUCGAUGCUCCCGUCGAUUGCUUUAGCCAGCAGAAGUGAAACUAAGCCGUGAUGGCUGCAACAUAAUCCUUUAGGUUAAAGCGUCACCAUCAAAGUACGGCCACUAAAAGUGUGAGUUUUGGGCGCUGACGAGCUGAGAUUGUCGUUCUCAGUGACACCAGACUCCAUUGACAAAAGUGUGAGUUUUACCGUAAAGAACACGGGAGCUGCUGAUCUACCUGUGCUUCGACCUUUAAGCCUGUUUCUAAAUAUGAGGGAUGCGGCUGUUUUUAAAUGAUUAAUUCCAACACAAUACUUGUGAAAUGCUGCGAGGUAAAAUGAGUGUUUUUGUCCAUGGAGUCCAGUGGCUUUAAAAAGAGAAAUGUAAGCGCCGUUUCUGCUGGUAUAUCUGUGAAUACAGACACACUGAGAAUAACACUCUGAGCCUGUCAGCUGCAAAAACAAACACGUUUUGUUGGCACUUUGUUUGAUCUGGUUCAGUUGUAGCCAAUACAGCUUGAUUGCCAGCUGUCAGGUGAAUCAAACUAUGUGCACCUAUAAGACAUUUAGACUCCAAAAUGUGUACAAAAAAAAAAGGUUUUAAAAAUACCAGAAUUCUCUUUAAAAAUGUUUCCACUAGCUAGUUACAUCGCUUUACACUCAGAGCAGCAAAUCAUGGGCACCAAUUCAACAUUCAUUACAAUGUAUAACAGAAAGAAGCCAUGUUUGGGCUCUAUACAUCCGCUAAAACGUAGUUCAUGCUUCUGCACUGUCAAAGACUCUGAUACACUGAAGCAGUUGUGUUGUCAAUCCACUGCUGUCCGCCACCGUUUGCCAAACAGGUUCAGCUGCAGUAACAAGCUUUUCACAGUCUGACGAUGACCUGUAGAGACGGAUAUAUGUUUAGGUUCCGAGGCUCAUCUGGCUGAGUUUGAUUGAAAGACAUUACAGCAAAAUAGUCUAAAGGGAAACAUUGUCGAUAUGUAUGUGUGUUGAAUUCAUUUCUACUCUUCUUAUUUUGUCAUGCUGUUUAUAUGUUCUUGUUCUCUCGUCGUAUACCCUUAAUGCUGUGUAACUGGUUUAUCUGUAAUGAGAUCCAUGUCGGCUUGAGCGCGACCCAUGACUCUGCAUUCCAGGGAACUUUUCAUAAUCACAAGCGGCUGACUGCAUUUAGUUCAAAAGAAAUAAUUUUUUUUUUAUUCCUUGAUACUUUUUCUUGCCUUCUACUUUGAAUUAGAAAACGUUUCAACUGGAAAAGUUAGACAGCUAGAUGGUAGAUUAAGAGGAAUGCCAAAGACUGUAACGUAGGUUGUUUUACCCUGAAUAUAUCAAUUUAUAAUCACUCAAUUUAAGUGAUCUGAUGCCAAACCAAUACAGUGCUAAAAAUGGGCCUUAGAACUCGUUCUUUCCAAACAGAGUUUUUUUUUUGUCAGGGGGAAAUGGCAACAAUGAACUAUAUCAUACAUGCUGUCUUUUUUUUCUUCUUUCUAUUGUCAAUAUUUGAGUGUCAAUACUUAAAUAACAUUAUUCUGGUUAAUUUAUUGCGGAAUAAACAUUAUAGGGGUUGGGUUUUUCCUCAAUCGUUUUGGCGUUGCAACCGAAGUGAAUGCAAUCAAUCUCAUGGAUAUUAAGGGAAAUGCAUGUGAAUGAUUAGAAAUGUGAUUUUAUACUUGAAUGUAGUAAUGAACGGCACACAAACUUUUGCUUGCUUGUUUUUAUUACCAAUAAAAUCUUAUUUUGAAGAAAA